Nerophis lumbriciformis (worm pipefish) is the source of this 1308-nucleotide messenger RNA. NCBI's taxonomy places the organism in Eukaryota, Metazoa, Chordata, Actinopteri, Syngnathiformes, Syngnathidae. The record is from RefSeq and is a predicted model, not a curated record.
AUGAAUUUUGAAUUCGAACGAGAGAUCGGUUUUAUUAACAGCCAACCGUCGCUAGCAGAGUGCCUGACGUCCUUCCCUACCGUCCUGGAGUCAUUUCAAACUUCAUCAAUCAAGGAGUCGACAGUAAUUCCGCCUCCCUUCGAGAACACCAUCCCCAGCCUCAGCCCUUGCACAGCCAACCAUCCAAGAUCAGCAUCAACGAACCAACGGAACCGGGGAACCUCUAAUAGCGAUGGCCCCCAGACGCACCACCGACUUACCCAGCAGGCUUGCCCGCCUGGCCAGGCCCCCGCCCCAAACGCAUCCUCUACCGCAGGACCGCUGGCUCAUGAAUUCCCCUGGAUGAAGGAGAAGAAGUCAUCUAAAAAAUGCAUCAAAACCGGCUGCAGUACUAGCAGUGCUGCUGGUUCCACCAUCCCGGCCGCUGCGUCAUCUCCGACGCCGACAGCCUCCGGGUACGCUUCGGCGGGCAUUGAGUCACCCACAGAUCCAAAUCAGGCGUGCCUGGACGCCGGAGGAGCGGGGUCCCGUCGGCUUCGCACCGCUUACACCAACACGCAGCUGCUGGAGCUGGAGAAGGAGUUUCAUUUUAACAAGUAUCUUUGCCGACCCAGAAGGGUAGAGAUUGCGGCGCUUUUGGAUUUGACCGAGCGGCAGGUUAAAGUUUGGUUCCAGAACCGGCGGAUGAAACACAAGCGGCAGACAACGCACCACCGAGAUGGUGGUGGCGAAGGUGGAGCAGGAUGCCAGGAAUCCGGCGAGCCGAGUUGUAUCGAGCCGCUCGAAGGCGCGGAUGCUUCAUCACCAUACUCAAGCCAGCCGCUCGAGGCAUCUGGCACCGGGGAGUUAUCGGAAGGCGAGGCGGGGAGCAGUAAUCCAUCUUCGGCCGCUGAUUCCGCCGCCCACGCCCAUGACAGCGGGGACAAUGCGCAUCCCACGCUCGAGGAGGGAGGCCUAUCGAGUUACCCGGACCUGCCAACUCUGUCGAAUGCUUCUGCUUCCUGUGAUUCUGCUGCCAAAUACCACUCCCCGGAGCCGUCUACUACUAAAAACUCGAGUGAUUGCACGAGCGAGACCAGCACAGUCGUAGUAUCUGAUCCACCUUUCUGCGAGCAGCCAAACUCGUCUAUCCCCUCCUCCUCCUCGGCCACCUCCGAGCUCCCUGACCUGACCUUCUUUGCCGGGGAGGUCUGCAUGUCACCCAGCCUUCAGAGUUCUCUGGACAGCCCGGUGGAUUUUUCGGAAGAGGACUUCGACUUGUUCACAAGCACACUGUGUACCAUGGACCUUCAGCAUCUCAACUUUUGA